This is a messenger RNA of Paramisgurnus dabryanus, 8914 nucleotides long. The record is from RefSeq and is a predicted model, not a curated record. NCBI's taxonomy places the organism in Eukaryota, Metazoa, Chordata, Actinopteri, Cypriniformes, Cobitidae.
GUUGCUGUAAGUGCAUUGGAUAUGUAUACUACACUUCACUCGCUUUCAGCCGGAGCUACGUACACUCGUUUCCAGUCAACAGCCGCUUGUUGCUUUAGCUCAUAUACAGUACGACAUUUUUAAAGUAAGCCGGUAACUUGUAUAUCUCACUAUAGUUAUUUAUCCAUUCAUUUAUUCGUGUUGGUUGAGGUCGUUAUACAGUGCAGAGUACGCACUACGCGUACAGUUUGUGUCUCUCACCGGUUACCGCUGCAGCAUGUGUAACGUUUGAAUUUUUGUCGAUAGUUGAUAUAGUUAUCCAAUAGGUUUGUGAUAUGUCUGCUUGUUCGCGUUGAAACCUUCAAACAUUUUGAAAUAACAACAGAAGGACCAGUACUGCAAAGUCAGGAACUACAGUAUGAAAGGAUUCUACCAUCACAUUUUACACGAGACUUUCAUCGUUUUCAAAGUGGGCUAAAUACUAUUUACGAGACUCCCUAGUUUUAUUUUCACCUUAUACCGGAAGAUUAAAGAUAACGAGACUGCUGGAAAGUGAAAACUGAAGGAAUGAUUCGUUGUAAGGUUGUCAGUAUGAUGCCUGAAUGUAAUGACAGGUAGGCGCAAUAUAUUCAUAAACCUAUUACGACUCGUGUGCUUUGAUCGCGCGCCUUUGGCAGCAUCAAGCGUAUAAACUAUUAACAUAUGGCAUAUUAAUCGCCGAUAUCACCAGGAAUUUUCAACUGGACAACAUUCAUGCUUUAUCCAAGUAGUUUUGAUGCAAGUUAAUAAGAAUUAAAGUUGUGGUUGCUGAACGGAGCACACGCGACACACGGACAUCAUAAAAGUGGCGUCACAGCGCGAGGCUCCAGAAUGAGCGCCAGCGGAUCGUAUCCCAAAUCCACAGAGAGACAAUUCACAGGUCUGCCCAAAGCACACAGAUCCGGGAGACUAAACAGGAAAGUGGAUUGCGCGGAGAGCAGACACGACUCUUUCUGGAAAACCUUUACUCGCACAUCGACCCAGCACAGACUGGCUUUCACGUGCAUGGACGGGAAUGCCAUCAUGUAUGAUACCCAGAGCACAUCUUCCAAGAUUUUCACACAUUGUCACGGGAGGAAUGUCAGCUGGAAUGGAAAAAGAAAGUUCGCAUUGUGCACUUGGAGUUGGUGGGCGUUUUUCUGCGUGCAUGUCCACAUGUUGAGAGCAGUAGCACAAGUCGAUGUGGCCCCGUACUUCAAAACAGAACCAGGACCUCCGGAGAUCCACCUAGAAGGAAAUCGUCUAGUCAUGACCUGCCUGGCUGAGGGCAGCUGGCCCUUGGAGUUCAAAUGGAUGUUUAACAACACCGAUAUCACAGCCUUCUCCCCUGAGUACAAGUACACCAUCUCCUCUUUGCAACGCUCCGAUAUGGGUGUUUACCAAUGUGUGGUGAGAAACAGGAUGGGCGCUUUGCUCCAAAGAAGAGCCGAGAUACAAGUGGCAUACAUGGGCGAUUUUAUUGACAAUGACCAAAGAAAGACGGUGACGCAAGGAAGGGCCGCCAUCCUUAACUCCCCGACGGUCAGCGGCUUCCCGCGGCCACAGGUGACAUGGUUCAGGGACGGCUACAAGAUCAUUCCCAGCAACAGAGUAGCUAUAACAUUGGAGAACCAGCUCGUGGUGCUGGCCACCGGCGCGGGAGACGGCGGGAGAUACUACGUCCAAGCUGUUAAUGAGAAGAACGGAGAAAACAAGACAAGUCCAUCCAUUUACCUGAAUGUGGCAGAUUCAGAUGCCCUGGCAGACCCUGUGGCUCCAGUGAUUGUAAUCCCACCCCGAAACGCUACAGCAGUGGCAGGGGUGAGUGAAGCCACACUGGAGUGUAUAGCAAAUGCACGCCCUGUGGAGAAGCUGAGUUUGGUGUGGCGGAGAAACGGCGUAGAAGUUGCCAGCGGCGUGGGAUCCUUUGGCAGACGCUUGACCAUCAUCAACCCCACAAGCACCGACGUAGGCAUGUACGUGUGCGAAGCAUCGCUGCUGGACAGCAAUGUGAAGCCGGCGGAGGCCAGAGCAUUCCUCUCCAUCACAGAGGUGCCCUAUUUUACUGCCGAGCCCAAGAGGAAGCUGCUGGGAGAAGUGGAGAAAACUGUGGAUAUCCAGUGUCAAGCUCGAGGGGUGCCCGUUCCCAAGCUGGAGUGGUAUAAGGAUGCCGUUCCCCUUAGUAAACUCAACAACACACGCUACAAGGUCAUCUCCAGCAUGGGUCUUCAGGUCAGGAGGCUGCAGCCCAGCGACGUUGGAAUCUUCCAGUGUUUUGCCAGGAACUCGGCUGGAGAAGCUCAGGUCCACACUUAUCUGGAUGUCACGAGCAUUGCUCCAGAAUUUACAGCAGCACCGGUUGACAUCACUGUCACAGAUGGAGCAGUGGCCACGUUCACUUGUCAGAUGUCUGGGGCUCCUAAACCUGCCAUCACCUGGAAACGAGAUUCCCAGAUUCUAGCCAGCGGUUCGGUGCAGAUUCAACGUUUCACCCUGCUGGAGUCUGGAGGUCUACAGAUUCAGCCUGUGAUUCUGCAGGACACGGGGACGUACACCUGUUUCGCUGCUAACUCGGAUGGUGCUAUCAACGCUAGCGCCUCUCUCACCGUGUGGAGUCGCACUGCCAUAUCCAACCCUCCCACUGACAGACGUGUCAUCAAGGGGACCACGGCCAUUUUGGAAUGCGGAGCGACCCACGACCCGCGCGUUGCUGUGAGGUACGUGUGGAAAAAAGAUGAGGAGCUGGUGAGCCAGACCAGAGGGGGGCGUAUCAACCUGCAGGAGGGAACCUUGCACAUCAGUCAAACCUGGUCCGGGGACAUCGGGGACUAUACCUGUGAUGUCAUAUCUCAGGCCGGCAACGAUUCAAAGUCAGCUCGUCUGGAGGUCAUCGAGCUGCCACACUCACCUCGAAACCUACAAGCCAGUCUGAACUCCAAUGACAGCCGCAGUGUGGACCUGUCCUGGAUGAGACCCUUUGAUGGAAACAGCCCCCUGCUGCAUUAUGUGGUGGAGCUGUCAGAAAACAAUUCCCCUUGGAAAGUGUACUUGUCCGAUGUGGAACCCACUGUGACUGGGGCAAUGGUAAAGGGACUAACUCCAGCCCGCUCCUACCAGUUCAGGGUCUGCGCUGUCAAUCAGGUGGGCAAAGGACAGUACAGCUCUGAAACCAACAGACUGAUGCUGAGAGAGGAACCUCCCAGUGCUCCACCCAAAAACAUUGUAGCCAGUGGCAGAACCAACCAGUCCAUUAUGGUGCAAUGGCAGCCGCCUCCAGAACCUCAGCUGAAUGGAGUCUUAAGAGGCUAUGUGCUCAGGUACAGGCUCGCGGGUCUCCCCGGAGAGUAUCAGCAGAAGAACAUCACCAACCCAGAGAUCAACUACUGUCUGAUCACAGAGCUCAUCAUCUGGACCCAGUAUGAGAUUCAGGUGGCCUCAUACACAGGGGCGGGUCUGGGCGUCUUCAGUCAGCCUGUCACAGAGUACACACUGCAGGGAGUUCCUACAGCACCACCACAAGGUGUGGAGGCCAAAGCAGUGAACUCGACCACUAUUGAAUUUACUUGGAAUCCACCUCCUCAGCAGUUCAUCAAUGGCAUAAAUCAAGGUUACAAGCUGAUGGCUUGGCCUGAGCAUUCACCAGAAGAGGUUAUUGUCGUGACCAUCACCCCUGAUUAUCAUGGAACACGCCACAUCGGGUACAUCAGCGGUCUGAAAAAGUUUACCUGGUACUUGACGUCAGUACUGUGCUUCACCACACCGGGGAACGGACCCCGCAGUGUCCCCAGACUGGUGCAAACACAUGAAGACAUCCCAGGUGCUGUUGGUCGCCUGAGUUUUACAGAGAUCUUGGACACAUCUAUGAAAGUGAGCUGGAAGGAACCUUUGGAUAAGAAUGGUAUCAUUACCGGGUACCUUGUGUCCUGGGAGGUCCAGGGGAUAAACCAAACGCGGGUGGCGAGGACGUUGUCGAACACCACGCUGGAUUACAAGGUCACCGGCCUGACGUCCCUCACAACUUACACGCUGGAGGUCGCGGCUAUGACGGAGGCAGGCGUGGGAACUAUAACAUCCUCCACGAUUUCCUCCGGAGUGCCACCAGAACUUCCAGGACCUCCAUCAAAUCUGGUCAUUUCCAAGAUUAGCUCACGAUCGGCUACGCUGAAGUUUCGUGCAGGGGAUGAUGGGAAGACGACCAUCUCCAAGUGGAUUGUUGAGGGGCAGGUGGGCAGUAUCGGUGAAGAGGAAGAGUGGAAGGUGAUGUACGAGAAAGAAAAUGACCCUGAAGCUCAGGUGCUGGAGGUGCCCAACCUCUCUCCAUUCACACAUUACAGGUUCCGAAUGCGUCAGGUGAAUAUCGUGGGUUCGAGUCCAGUCAGCGUGCCCUCCCGUGUCAUACAGACCCUGCAGGCCCCUCCUGAUGUGGCGCCCAGUAGCGUGACAGUACGCACGGCUAGUGAGACCAGCCUGUGGCUACGCUGGAUGCCGCUGCCGGAAACCGAGUACAACGGUAAUCCUGAGACCGUGGGCUACAGGAUCAAAGUGUGGCGGGCAGACCAGCGGGAUGAGGUCAGCACGCGAUUGGUGAACGACCGUCUGGAGAGAGAAAUCACCCUUGAGGGUCUUGAGGAAUGGACAGAGUAUCAGCUACAGAUACAGGCCUACAAUUCCAUUGGCCCCGGGCCCUGGAGCGACACCGUGAAGGGCCGCACACGCGAGUCAGUGCCAUCAGGGGCUCCGGAAAACGUGACAGCCGAGGCCAUGAGCUCCAGCCGCAUCCUGGUUACAUGGGGGCCGGUUCCUGAAUCACAGCAAAAUGGCAACAUUCUUGGAUAUAAGGUUCUUUACAAAGAGAAGGACUCGGAUUCGGAUGCUCAGGUGAACGUGGUCAAGGGAAACAUGACGCAGUCCACCCUACUGCGUAACCUGCGGAAAUACGUCCAGUAUGAGAUCCAGGUUUUGGCUUUCACACGCAUCGGAGACGGCCAGCUUAGCAGCCCCCCGCUGCUGGAGAGGACUAAAGAUGAUGUUCCUGGGCCACCCAUGAGACUGGUGUUCCCAGAGGUGCGUCUGAUGGAGGUGAGAGUGGUCUGGCAGCCCCCUGUGGACCCCAAUGGCAUAAUUAUGGGAUACCAGGUAGCUUACCGUCUGGAUUCCGGGGAUCCCAACCAGUUCAUCACAGUAGAGGUGGGACCAGAGACACGUCAGUUCACCGCCUCCAACCUGACCCCGGAGUCGGCCUACGUCUUUCGCAUCUCUGCCAAGACCAAGCAGGGCUGGGGCGUGCCUGCACAGGCUGUGGUCAUAACUACUGAGAUUAGAGAGCGACCUCAACCUCCACAGCACCUGCGAGUGCCUCAGGACCAGGUGCAGUCACGCAAACUGAACAUCAGUUGGGUUCCCGGGUUGGACGGCUCAUCUCCCGUGCGCUACUUUACCCUACAGAUCCAGGAGUUGCCCAGUGGAGACUGGCUUAUUCAUUCUUCUGCUAUAAGUCACAAUUACACCUUCUGGGAGGUGGACAGGCUGAAACCCUUUACUUCAUACAAGCUGAGAAUGAUGGCAACUAAUGAUGUUGGAGACAGCAAGUACAGCCAAGAGACGGAUGCAAUUACGACUUUACAAGAUGUUCCAGACGAGGCACCUGUGAUUCAAGCUGUGAAACCCUCCACGACAACAUCCGUGCUGGUGCAGUGGCAGCCGCCCAAAGAAGAAAGUGUGAACGGAGAUCUGGUUGGCUAUCGUAUCUACUACCGCGAGCUGCAGUACGACACGGCUCCGCAAGAGUCAAAGAGGGCCGUCAACAACUCCUUGCUACGCACCGAACUGACAGCCAAAAGCACUGUGAAAACCGUCAGCAACCCUUCAUUAACCGAAUUCGAACUAACACAGCUGCAGAAAUACAGGCGCUAUGAAAUCGUGAUCACGGCCUACAACGUCAUCGGCGAAAGUCCACCGAGUUCUCCAGUAGAGGUGUUUGUCGGGGAAGCAGCCCCCUCUGUAGCUCCCCAGAACAUCCAGAUCAACACCUUGUCAUCCACGCAGCUGGAGGUACAGUGGGAGCCGCCCCCCGUCGAGACCCAAAAUGGCAUCAUUCAGGGAUAUAAGAUUCUUUACUGGGAGAUGGACAAUCAGAACGAAACCGAAAGAUUUAAGAUUCUCUUCCGGCCCGAAACCAACAUGAGACUGAAGAACCUGACCAGUUACACAUACUACAUGGUGAAGCUAUCUGCCUUCAACGCAGCGGGAGACGGCCCGUUCAGUGAGGCCAGAAGGGGGCGUACUCUUCAGGCAGCCCCCAGUGCCCCCAGCUUCAUCAGUUUCUCUGAGGUGACCAGCAGCACCCUUAAUGUGUCCUGGGGGUUCCCGUUGUCACCCAACGGUGUGGUGGAGGGCUACAGGGUGGUAUAUGAGCCCACUGCCCCUAUUCAAGGUGUGACUAAAGUGGUAACUGUGGAUAUUCGUGGUAGCUGGCAGCGCUGGCUGAAGGUGCGAGACCUGACCAAGGGCGUCACCUACUGCUUCCGCAUACAGGCCAAGACUAUCGCAUAUGGGCCAGAAGCGGAGGCCAACAUCACAGCGGGGCCUGUCAAAGGAUCUCCUGGAUCACCUGUAGAAAUGUCCAUCACAAAGACUGGCUCAGUGCUAAACAUCAAUUGGACACCGGGGGAGACAGGAGCGGGUCAUGUGACCGGCUACGUCAUUGAAGCACGUCCCUCAGAUGAGGGACUGUGGGAUACUUUUGUGCGCCACUUGCCUCCCACCAGCACCUCUCACUCUGUGAGUCUGGACCGUCUCAGACAGGGCAUCAGCUACCAGUUUAGAGUACUGGCCGUCAAUGAGUUUGGCUACGGUGAGCCUAGUGCGCCCUCUGCUGCUAUGUCAGCUCAAACGGACACGCCAUUUUAUGAGGAAUGGUGGUUUCUGGUCGUGUUGGCGCUUUGUGGUCUCAUUCUGCUGUUGCUGGUGACUUUCGGACUCGUUCUGCAUGGCCAGAACAGAAAGUACAAGAGCUGCGGAACAGGUAAAGCUGUGUCCACGGUGGAGGAGACGGUCACAUUGGACAACGGUGGCUUCACGGCUCUGGAGCUCAACAGCAGGCCUGUUCAUGUCAAAGGUGUUUUUUUAAGGAAGAAUGGAACCAGGUCACCGCCCCGACCCAAUCCAGCCGGACUGCGCUAUUCAGAUGAAGACAUCUGUAGCAAUUACAACGGUGUGGUAUCUACAGAGAGCACAGCACUGACAGAGAGAGCUGCAGAUAUGUCUGAAUCUGAGGCCACAGACAGCGAAUGUGAAGAGGAUCCGAUUAAACACUCAUUCGUAAAUCACUACAUGAGCGACCCCUCUUACUUUAACUCCUGGAAGCGGCAGCAGAAGGGGCUCAAGCAGACCCUGGCGUGUUCCUACGAGGACUGUGCGAGCGGGGACGCAGAUUCCUAUUAUCAGACAGUGGUCACGCAGCACAGCGUCGGCGGGGUCUACACCCCCACAGGCCAGCCCGCUCCUGGCUCACGGACUCCUGUCACAGGAUUCUCCUCCUUUGUGUGAUGAACGGAAGCCUCGGUUUACACGGUUACAGAACGGGGAUUUUCCGAUAUCAGCACGGACACUACGAGAGACACGACAGAUGCUGAAUGCGGAUCGGAUGAUUUUUUUAUAUGCCAAUACUGAAGACUUUACAGGACCGGAGAUAAUCAGAAUUAUCGUUACUGUAUUUGUCCCUACUGUUUGCAGCCUUGUCUGUCUGUACAGAUGCAGGACAUAACAGAAAGCUCUUGUCUGUGAUAAGGGUGGCACAUACUCUGAAUUAACAUUCCUGCCUCUGUUCCCUUUACUACGUUGAAAUGAAAGACUAAAUGAAGAAAACAUGCUGUGAUAGCUGUGUACUUUUGUCUUGUCAGUGUCGCUAUUUAAACACGAUGCAUCCGAGAUCUUAAAGCUUAAGAAGUGUAAAUCUUCUCUAAUGGAUCUGAUUCACGAGUAAUGAGGCACGAAGCUCUGAACACAAGAUGUUUUCAGUAUAUUCUGUAUAGACUCACCAGCAAGAAACCUAUAGAGAUGUUUAGAAGAAGCCAGAAGUCAGUUUUUUGUCUCUGUAUAAAGAUGGUGAAUUGGCCAGAUGUGUUGUGAUGUGCAUCAGUGCCAUUACUUUUGGUCACACAUACCGAGAUUAUAAUUUUGAUAAUUUUAUCUGUUUGGCCUUGCUUAAACACUGCAAACAGUCAAUCUGAAAUUAUUUAAUGAAUGAAUGAAUGAAUUGUAUGUGUGGAUAACAGUAUGCAUUGCACAUAUAUACUGCACUCUUGAGCCAUAAAGUCUUGUGUUUCCUUCUGUUCUUCAGUAUGAUUUAAUUUUUGCUUAAUGAUUUAUAUCACUUUUAUGUUCCUAGUAGUGUUUUCAGUAGUUCUGUUGUACUUUUAUAACAAAAGUACUGUUAGUUGAUUCGUAAUGAUGAUGAAUUUUCUUGAAAAUGCCAACACAUCCAUCAGACAAGAGUAUGCUGUAAUGCAAAUGUUUGUUUCAAUCCCACCAAAUGUUUUAGCACAAGUGUGUGUCAUGGAUGGACAGUGAAUGGUUCAUACAGUAAAACAAGUUUGUGUUUUUUAAAGGGAAAAUUAAAUGUUUGUUGUUGACUUCAACGCCUCUAACUACACAGAUGUCUCGUUGCUGUUUCUUCAUGCACCCAAGUUAUGAAAGCUGUCACAAAUCGGUUUUAUAUGGUUUUUAAAAGCAUUUCAUUAAAUAAUCACUUGCAUUACAGAGUAGUGUAGCUGUAUUUCUCGGUAUAAAGUUCAACACAGUCCAUCACUGAUGAUAUUUACUAUCCUUUAUGUCUGUUCAAUGGAUUAAGGUUUCAUUUUUUGCAAUGAUUUGAAUGAAAGCAAACGGUGUGAACCUAAUAAAUAAACGUGCAUAA